UGGCUUAAAACAACACAAAUUUCUUAUCUUACAUUCUGGAGGUCAGAAGCCCAAAAUGGACCUGAUGUCCUGUUAGCAGGGCUGCCCUUCUUCCUGAAGGCUUAGGGGAAGUCAAUUUUCUUGUCUUUUCCAGCUUCUGGAGGCUGCCUGCAUUCCUUCACUUUUAGUCUCCUUCCAUCUUCAGAGCCAGCAGUGACUGGGCAAAUCUUUCUCACAGUGCUGUUUUUCUGGUUUUGAUUGUUUUGCCCCCGCUUUCCCUUUUAAGAACCCUUGUGAUUACUUUGGGCCCAUCUGGAUAAUGCAGAUACUCUCGUUAUUUUAAGGUCCACUGAUUACCAGCCUUAAUUCUGUGUGCAACCUUAAUUCCCCCUCACCAAAUGAGUGGAAAAAACACAUUCAAAAUGUUUUUUUUUUUUUUUUUUGUAUUCUCUCAGCCAACAGCAAUCAACACAGAAGACUUCUGUGAUGACACGUAUGGGAGUUUGCUCCCCACCACACCAAGCCAUUUUGCAACAGACACCACCUGGGUUACCUUCAAUUCAAUGCUGACAUCACCUGUAGAGAGUGUCAGAUCCCCCAUCUUUAGGCCUCAGUCUCACAGCAAGUCUCAGGAGGCUCUACCUGUGCUUCUGACCGACCUGCUAUAAAUUGGGGUUCCCACAGCCACCUCUUCGGGUUCAUUUAAUUUACUAGAGGGCUCACAGAACUCAGGCAAACACAUCUACUGGUUUAUUAUAAAGGAUACAGAUGGAGAGGUGCACAGGGCCAGGCAUGUGGAAGGGGCAAGGAGCUCCCUUGCCCUCCCCGGGUACACUACCAUUUGCGAACCUCCAUGUGUUCAGCUAUUUGAAAGCUCUCUACACUGUGUCCUUUUGGGUUUCUAUUUAAGCUUCAUUGGGUAGGCAUGAUUGAUUGAAUCAUUGGCUGUUGGUGAUCAACUUAACUUUCAGACCCUUUCCCCUUCCUAGAGCUUGGAGGGUGUCGCUGAACGUCCCAACCCUCUAAUUGUGCUUUGGUCUUUCUAGUGACCAUCCUCCAUCCUGAAGCUACCUGGAGACUACCAACCAUCAGUCAACUCAUUAGCAUACAAAAAGCAUCACUUUGGAGAUUCUAAGGAUUUUAGCAGUUGUAUGCCAGGAAAUGAGGAUGUAGACCAGAUAUAUAUUUCACAAUAUCAUACCAUGUAAUAUAGGGUAGGCAGAGAUUCCAGGGAAUAAGGUAUGGACAUCCUUUGAGGGAGCCAAUAUUCUGUGUACCACAUCUGUUAAUAAGCUGAAGAGAUUUAGGCUCAGAGAGGUUAAGUAAGUUGUCCAAGGUCACAACAUAGUAAGUGAAAGAGCUGAUAUUUUAACCUAGGUCUGUUAUUUAUCAUAUGCAUAUCUUUCACAAUAACAUGAUCUUUCCCACAAAUGCCAUUUGAUCCUACUCUGGAAAAGUAAAUAGGAUGAUGAUCAUUGUUCAAAUAGUAAAUACCUCCUUUUUAUUGUAUAUAUUUAAGGUAUACGAUGUUUUGAUGUACACACACAGUGAACUGGAUACUACACUCAACCAAAUUUAACAUCAGUCAUCUCACAUAGUUACCCUUUUUAGUGGCACUUAAAAUCUCUUUUAGCAAAAAUCUCAAAUACAAUACAGUAUUAACUGUAGUCCUCAUGUUGUAUGUUAGACAGGGAGACUCCUUUAUCCUGCGUAUCUGCAGCUUUGUAUCCUUUGAGCUACAUCUUCCCAUUUUCUCCCCCACCUGCCCCUGCUUACCACCAUUUUAUUCUCUGAGUAUUCAACUUUCUUUUUCUUUUCUUUUUCUAAGAUUCCUCAUAUAAGUGAGGUCAUGCAUUUUCUGUGUCUUGCCUAUUUCACUUUGCAUAAUGUCUUCCAUGUUCAUCCAUGUGGUAGCAAAUGGCAGGAUCUCCUUUUUAAGGCAGAAUAAUAUUCCAUUUAUGUAUGUGCAUGUACAUAUAUAUAUGUACACAUGCACAUAUGUACACACACAUACCUCAUAGUUCAUUCAUCUCUUGACAGAUACUUUGGUUGUUUCAAUAUCUUGGCUAUUGUUUCUAAAUCUUGGCUAAUGCUACAGUGAACAUGGGAGUGCAGGUAUCUUUACGAGAUGGUGAUUUCAUUUCCUUUGGAUAUCUACCCACUAGAGGAAUUGCUGAGUCAUAUGGUAGUUGUAUGUUUAAUUUCCUUAGGAACCCCUGUACAGUUUUUCACAAUGGCCGCACUGAUCUGCAUUCCCACCAACAGUGUAUGAGUUUUCUCUUUUUCACACCAUCACCAACACUUAUCUCUUGUAACUUAUUAAAGUAAUAAUCACAUUUGCUUAAUAAUAUCAAGCAAUAGGCUAUGUUAUUAUGAAACAGUUAAAAGCGUAUAGGAAAUAUAUUUAUUGAUGUGGGAAAAGUAUUUAUGACUCAUCAUGACUUCCAGCGCCCUUCCCAGAUUUCUACUUAUCACUUCCUUUCUGUUACCAGUUCUUCCUUAUCCAGCCUAGAUGCUUUGAUUCAAAUUAUUUUCCGGCAAAUUCUUUCAAUUCUUUUGUACCUCUUUGGUCUCUCCAAUUUCGGAACUGGAUGAGCUCAACUACCUGCCAGUUUUUUCACUUUAAUGUUAUACUCAGCAGCCUUAAAAUUGUCCAGCAGUCUUCCAACAUGUCUAUUAUCUCACUCCCUCACUCCCCACAGCAUACUGCCUUCAUUCUUCUCAAACCUUUUAACCCCCAUCAGGUUAUUUGACGUCUUAGCAGUUUUCCACACAGUUGACCACAAUUGACCAUUGCUGCCUUUUGGAAACACUUGUCUCUUGGCCUAUGACACAAACCCUUCCCUGGUUUUCCUUCUCCCAUUCUAGUUGACCAUUUUCUGUCUUCAGUGUUACCUGACAUCUAAAAGAGGAGAGGUUUAGUUUCCUUGUUUUUCAUCUUGUACUUUUGGUUAAAUAUCUUUUUGUGUAAGUCUUUCACGUUAUCUCUAGCCCAGAGUUUGUCAUCUUUAGCACUACUGACAUUUUGGGCUGGAAAGUUUUUUCAGUGUCAGGGGAUGUCUCGUGGAUUGUAGGAUGCUUAGCAGCAUCUCUGGCUUCUACGCUGUAACUGCCAAUAGAGUUCCCUCUACCCUUAUUGUGACAAUCAAAAUGUCUCCAGAUACUGCCAAAUGUCUCCGGGGUACAAAAAAUCACCACCUGUUGAGAACUACUUAUCUAGCCUGAAGCUCUCUUCUGAGGAUCUGGGGAUAACACCUUUCUGACAUCUCUACCUGAAUGUCUCCUAGGCAUUGCAAAUUUAAUGUGACCAAAAUGGACUCUUGUUUUUUCUCCCGUAGGUGCUCUCCCCUCAGAUUUUCAGAUUUUAGAUGAUUUAUGACCUUGCAUUGGAGGUACCAAUAAAAGACAUUGGAGGCUUUUAUUUAUUGAACUAGGGAGCCACCAGAGAGUUUUGAGCCAAGAAAGGACAUGAUCUCACUUAGGUCAGCUCUUUCUUGAGCAUAGACUAUGACUUGGAAGACUUAAAGCAGGAAGACCAGUUAAGAGGCUACUGUGGUAAUCACAGUGAAAAAUGGUAGUAGCUUAUACAAGGAUGGCAGUAGGGCAUAAGGUAAGGAGUGGCAUCUCUGGUUUAGUGCUUAAACACAAAUAUCCCUGAGAAGAAGAAUGCACUUGUACCUUCAUGAAGUUAGUAUCAGAGUAUGCUUUGUUUUUCAGAUGUUUUCUAAGAACUUGCAGGGAACAGGUUUUGGUGGAUCAGAAGGAGAGGACAGUAGCCAAGUUCCUGGGUUCCUCCAAGCCAGAACUUCCUGGGAUGUUACUUGAAGGGAUUCAGGCCACAACAGGGUUUUAAAACAAAGGACCCAAUAGGAGGAGUAAGCAAGACAUCCAGUACUGCCUAUUCUACCUCACAAUCUUACUUAGGGCUGGUCCUCCCUUGGUAAAACAUGUACUGGGUGGCAGGGUAGAUAGAACAAUUGGAAGUCAGGAGUUUCCUUCAUUAAAUAUAGGAAGCACAUAAUCUUGGGCUGGAAGGCCCUUAGCUGAAGUGAGGUGGCUAUUGGCAUUUGGGAUAGGACAGGUUUUUGUUGUACAAGAUUGCCCUACAUGUUGCAAGAUUCACAAUAGUGUGCUCUCUCAUUGUGACAUCUAAAAAACGCCUCCCCACAUUUCCAGACUCCCCAUGGGAGUCAGACAUGUUCAACUGUAUACCACUGGACUGAGCCCCCUUUGCUAAUUUGAAAACUGCCUUCUGUAAUAUGAAGUUAGUAAAAAGGCUAUACAUUCCAGGCCCUUAAAAAAAAACUGCAUUACUUGUUUGGGGACUUAGAAGGUAUCCGCUAGUACUUUAAAUUAGCAUUGAUGUUUAUUGCUGAUACAUCCCAUAAAUGUUUUCUGUCCAUGUUAUGUACCUUAAAAUACUAAUUUGUAAUUCUUUCAUAGAAGUUGUAGACAUUUCAGGGCCAUCUCUAAAGAUACUGCAAAGGACACAUGCUCUAGCUGCUCUCUUCCCAGCAUUGCUAUGUAAGGGAGCCUGAAUGAAAAUGAAUCGAGAGUUUGUAUGAAAAGGAAUUCCCUAGCCAUCUUAGCAAAGGGAGUGGGAGUAAGAUUGGAAGAGGGAGGAUAUUGGCCUGUUUGUAAAUGUUUAUGUACAUCAUGUUUUUUUGUUUGUUUGUUUUUGUUUUUAUAAUCAGGUCUAGCUAGUAUAAAGAGCUAAAUAUUUUUUAAUCGUAUUUUUGAAAAGUAGUAGAGAAUAGAACGAUAUUCAUCAGAUUUGUGAAGGAUUGAUGACUUAGUGUUACAGGGAAUAUUCACCAAGGAAAAGAUCUAAUAGUUUUGAACAUACAAAAUGUAAGGUUUAUUUACAACGAAAAAAAUAACACAACACAACUGGAGGAAAUGCUUGUAUCAAAUGUGACUAAGGGUGAACAUCUAUAAUAUAUGAAGAGGAAGUUCUCUCAAACCUAAUGAAGUUUUAAUACAUAAGUAAACAAAGUAUUUUAGCAGUUAAUGAUUAAUAAAAAGGUGGAAUUAUGUUUACCGUCACUGGUAAUCAGAGAAAUGCCUUUUAAGUUAACCUUGAGUUACCUCUUCUAUUCUCUCGAAAGCACUGAAAAUUAAAAUAACUUCCAAUUCUGGAGAGGCUUUAAGGAAAUGGACCCAUUCACUCUAAUGUGUUUCUUGUGCUACUCCCAGCCACUGCCUUUCCCUGAACAUGCAGUGCCAUUUGAAAUUCUUAUGUCUCAUCUUUAUGGGUCCUUCCCCUGUUCUUCGUGUUGACUUUCUAUCUCUUGAGAGCAGCAGUCAGAUCCUGGGGGCAUCCCCUCUGAGUCAGCCCUGCCAGUGAGCACUCUGGUUUGCAUUCGGUACUGCACCAGAGUCAUGGGUGUAUGAAUCAGUCACUACCACUUGGCUGGGGAGUUCUUGAGGUUAGGGCUGGUCAGGCCCUGCAUUAGGGUCUGGCAUACAAGUAAUUAUUCAGUAACUAUUGAACUAAAUUAUUGGACUUUGGUAAAUGUUUUAAUGAACAUUUGUUAGGGUGAUGGAAUAACAUGAUCACUAAAGUGUAAUUAUAAGUGUAACUUACGGCAAAAUUUUGUAACCAAAUACAGAAUGAUAUGUUUAGUGUAAUUUCAACUCCUUUUGAAAGGUAAUGUGCAGAAAAUGAAUUUUUAAAUAUUUUAAAGUUAUAGAUAACAAACUUUUAUUUCUUUAUUACAAUCUUUAUGGUACAAUAUAUAAUUUUUAAAAUCAGUUGGCAGACUUGACCUCCCUCUCUUCUCAUCAGAAAUUAACCUCUGUGUGCCCUGUUCAGUUAUCUGAUUGAACUCUCAGGAAAUAGGGUGGGCCUCCCCAGAAUGUGGGCUUUUAAGGAUAGCUGCAUUUAUGUGGCUGAAUUAGGUCCCCAAGCAUGUUUGAACUUUUGCUGUGCCUGGGUGCAUAUAACUGUAUGGUACCUAGUAUUGUAGAGUUUAUAAAUAUAUUCAUGUUAUCAAUGAUAAGUUCUACAGCUUUUAAUAAUGUCAAAUAUAAAUGGUAAUUGAUUUUUUAAAACAUUUUUUGAGUAUCUACCAUCUGCCAGUGACUGAAAUACAGAAUUCCUUUGAGGAAGUCCUUGUCUGACAGGAAAGACAGACAUCCAUGGGCCUUUCAUACAGCGAGAUGAGUGCCAUAAUCAUGUGUUGAACAGAGUGCAGUGGGUUGUAGAGGUAAUGGAGAAGCAGUUAUUUCUUAGAGGGCUGGUGAGAUGAGAUGACUGUUCUCCAGUGAGAUAACUCUUGAGCAGGACUUCAGAAGAUGGGCAAAAUUUUUGCAAGGUGGAUAGGAGAAAAGGGAAAAAGCAUGAACAGAAAGGUAGAAGUGUAGAAAUACAUGAUGUGUUCAGAAGCCACUAAAAGAUUUUGGAGAGGGAUAUGACAUGGUUAAGUUUGUAUUUGGAAAGAAAAUGGAGAUCAGUGAUUAUAACAAGGAGACACAAGAAAAGUUAAUCUUUUUUUUCUUUUUUUUGCAUGCUUUUCUAUAUGACAAUUUUGUGAGCAUCCCCAGAUUUUAAAUUGCAACAUAGAUAGGACAUACUUUAUGCACAGUACUGGCCAGCCAACCAUAUGUCCUGUCAUAGCUGUACAUCAGAGUGUCCCUUCCAAAAGUCUGGGUUAACAGUGGGCUGCAGGAAUGAGGUCAGCUAAGAAGCCAUUUCAGUGUCCACAUCACCACAGGAAGUGAUGGCUUAAUCAGGGCCAUGAUAACAGAAAUGGAUGGGAGGGAAUAUAUUUGCCUAUUUAGACUUCGUAUCAGAGUUUUGUGGGGGUAGAGAGAAAAAGGAAUUAUACAUUGGUGUUUCUCAUAUUUUAAUGUGCAUAUGAAUUGUCUAGGGAUUUUGUUAAAAGGUAGAUUUUGAUUCAGUAGGUCUGUGGUGGGGCCUCAGAUUCUGCUCCCAAGUGUUGCCACCACUGUGAGGCCAUGGUCCAGUAAAUAAUUAACAAGGACGAGAUAACGUGGGUAUGAGACUCCACUGACUAGAUGGUGAUGUCAUUAUCUGAAAUAUCUGAAAUGGGGAAUACCACAGAAAAGAAAGAUUGGGUGGGGGAAUGGGGUGAAGUUUUUGUGGUACAUUUGGAUAUAAAAAUUGUAGACAGCUGAAAGUUUGGAUUCUAAGCUUGAGAGAAAAAUCAAGCAUAGAGAUACAGAUUUGGGAAUAAACAUUUCGUUGCUGACAGUAAAAGUCAUGAGAAUGAGUGACAUUACCUACAAAAAAGAGAUAAAGUUAAUAUUAGAAAAUAUACCUAUUGCUUCAUCAUUCAAAGGCCGCAUCUUCUAAAAAGAAAAAUAAAGAAAAUGUAUCUAUUUGCUAAAAUUUUAAUGUCCAUUUAAGUGACUAUAAAUCAGCAAUGGGAAAGAAAUUGGAUAGGUAGCUUCCUCCCUAUGAACAAUCUCUAGGUGUAAAUUGAGGGAAGGAGAAGUCUUCUUUGGAAAACCCCCCUUUUCCUUGGUAAUGACUGUAGAUAAGUUAAAAAUGCAUUAAAGUAUCUUAUGAGAAAUAAUUCAUAUAAAUAAAUAUGUGUAAAGAAUCUUCAAAAUGCCAGGCAGUCUUCUGACCUUAACAUUAAUAGCAAAUGAAAUGAAUCCCUGAAACAGUGGAGCUUAUCGGGGAGAUUGACAAAUGCUGUGUUAGGAAAGUAUAGUGUGAUGCGAGAGCACACACAUCAGGAACACAUGACUCAGUGUGGAGACAAGGGAUGGCCUACCUGAGGAAGUAGCAUUAAGCUGAGACGAGAAGGCUGAGUGGAGGUGACCUACAGGAAGAAGAAGGGAAGGUUGUAACAGUAAUGACUUGGAGGGGAGAGGCCCUGCAGGUUGGAGAAGUUCAGUGUGGCUGACCAUGGAGUGUGCAGAGUGAGGGGGAUGACUGCUGAGCUUCAGAGGUGGACAGAGCCCCUGAAUUAAUUAAAAGGAUUUAUGGUAUAUCUUACGACUCUACAGGAGCCUUGGAAUAUAGAUAGAAAUGAAUGCCAUUUCCCAUCCAGUACUGAAGUGUUAAAGUUAGAAGACAUUUGCUAAGUCAAAUCACUUCAGGUGUGUUGAAGAAAGUACACACAUCUUAUCUUCUGAACAUUUUGAUGGAAUUAACCACAAACCAUGCAAGAACAGUAAAAGGAAAGAUACUAUUCAAGUCCAGUACAUCAUAAUGCAGAAUUCUUUAGCAGUACCACCAAAAGAUGAAGGUGAAUCAAACAUCCCUUCUGGAACAAUACAGAGUAGGAAAGGUUUGCAGAAUAAGAGUCAGUUUAGGACCAUCGCACCAAAAAUUGUGCCCAAAGUCCUAACAUCCAGAAUGCUGCCAUGUCAUUCACCAUCACGCUCUGAUCAGGUGAAUCUGGGACCCUCCAUCAACUCUAAGCCACUGGGGAUGUCCACCCAGAACUAUGCUCUGAUGCAGGUUGCUGGCCAGGAGGGGACAUUUUCUCUUGUUGCUUUGCCACAUGUUGCCUCAGCUCAGCCAAUUCAAAAACCCAGAAUGUCCCUACCUGAAAACCUGAAACUUCCUAUUCCUCGAUAUCAACCCCCAAGAAAUAGCAAAGGAUCAAGAAAGAAACCCAUCCUGAUCUUUCCUAAGAGUGGCUGUAGCAAAGCUCCUGCCCAAACCCAAAUGUGUCCUCAGGUAUCCCCUUCCCCACCUCACCACCCUGAACUCCUGUACAAACCCAGUCCAUUUGAGGAAGUGCCAUCACUAGAGCAAGCCCCAGCCAGCAUUGGCACAGCUGCGCUGACCAAUGGAAGUGACCAUGGGGACUUGAGCCCACCAGUGACCAACACCCAUGGCAAUCUGAACCCUCCUGCCACCACAGCAUCAUCCACGCCAGAGGGGGCUGCCAAGCAGGACCUCACAGGUCUUUCAAGGAAACCACACUUUGUAAGCAAGGUAACAUCUAGUAAGCCUUCUGCUGUUGCCAGUGAAAAGUUUAAAGAACAAGUUGAUCUUGCAAAAACCAUGACCAGUUUAUCACCAACCAUUCUUGGCAAUGCAGUUCCAUUGAUCUCUUCAGUCCCCAAAGGGAAACUACCAAUCCCACCCUACUCAAGAAUGAAGACAAUGGAGGUUUACAAAAUCAAAUCAGAUGCUAGCAUUGCAGGUUUUUCUUUUCCAGGACCUAAGGCUGACUGUGAUAAGAUAUCCUCCACCACAGAAGGCUUUAAUGCAGCUACCAAGGUGGCAAGCAAGCUGCCUGUUCCACAAGUGUCACAGCAGAGUCCCUGUGAAAGUGCCUUUUGUCCACCCACCAAACUUGAUCUCAACCACAAAACAAAACUGAACAGUGGAACCGCAAAGAGAAAAGGAAGGAAACGGAAGGUACCAGAUGAAAUUUUGGCAUUUCAGGGAAAAAGGAGGAAAUGUGUCAUUAAUAAGUGUAGAGAUGGUAAAGAAAGAGUAAAAAAUGAUCCCCAAGAAUUCAGAGACCAAAAGCCGGGGACCCUGAAAAAAUAUCGUAGCAUUAUGCCCAAACCUAUCAUGGUCAUACCCGCUUUGACCCCCCUGGCUUCUCCAGCUACACUACAAUCCCAGAUGCUUGGGGGCCUAGGACAGGAUGUUUCGUUAAAUAAUUCACUCACUCCUAAAUAUCUUGGCUGUAAUCAAGACAACAGCUCUUCCCCUAAGCCCAGCUCCAUGUUCAGAAGUGGAUUCUCUGGCAUUAAGAAGCCUUGGCACAGAUGUCAUGUCUGCAACCACCACUUCCAGUUCAAACAGCACCUUCGAGACCACAUGAAUACACACACCAACAGACGGCCUUACAGUUGUCGGAUUUGUCGCAAGUCCUACGUACGUCCUGGCAGCCUGAGCACACACAUGAAACUUCAUCACGGUGAGAACCGUCUGAAGAAACUCAUGUGUUGUGAGUUUUGUGCGAAAGUGUUUGGCCACGUCCGAGUCUAUUUUGGCCAUCUGAAAGAAGUGCAUAGGGUUGUGAUCAGCACUGAGCCCACCGCCAGUGAACUGCAACCAGGAGACAUACCAAAGAACAGAGACAUGAGUGUGCGAGGCAUGGAGGGAUCACUGGAGAGGGAAAACAAGUCCAACCUGGAAGAAGACUUCCUUCUAAACCAGGCAGAUGAAGUCAAAUUACAAAUCAAAUGUGGCCGUUGUCAGAUUACUGCUCAGUCUUUUGCGGAAAUAAAGUUUCAUUUACUUUAUGUUCAUGGAGAGGAAAUUCAGGGCAGGCUACAAGAAGGGACCUUCCCAGGAAGCAAGGGGACUCAGGAAGAGUUGGUGCAGCACACUAGCACUGACUGGAAAAGGCAUCCUGAGAGAGGGAAGCUGGAAAAGCUUCAUUCCUCCGAGGAGGAUUCACAUGCAUGUCCGAGACUGAAAAGGCAACUCCACCUUCAUCAUCAGAAUGGCAUGGAAAUUCUCAUGGAAAAUGAAGGACCCCAGUCAGGAACCAACAAACCAAGGGAAACCUGCCAGGGCCCUGAGUGUCCCGGCCUCCACACAGUUCUCUUGUGGUCCCGUUCAGGCUUUAACUGCCUGCUUUGUGCAGAGAUGCUGGGACGGAAAGAGGACCUCCUCCACCACUGGAAGCACCAGCAUAAUUGUGAGGACCCUUCCAAACUGUGGGCUGUUUUAAAUACGGUCUCCAACCAGGGAGUGAUUGAACUUUCCAGUGAAGCUGAGAAAUGAGACCCCAAGGCAGGCCGGGGUUAAGGAGAGAGCUCUGCCGCCACCUUCCUUCAGAGCUUCGUGCUUUAUGGUGGUGCUUAGUCACAAAGAUCAAACAACAGGAUUGGCGUGAGUGAACAGAAAUGAUUUUUGUACAUGGUUUUAUUUUCUUAUGAAAUAAAAUACAUGUUCUCGAAACAUAUUUUUCUAA
Molecule: messenger RNA, 10844 nt
Organism: Chlorocebus sabaeus (green monkey)
Lineage: Eukaryota; Metazoa; Chordata; Mammalia; Primates; Cercopithecidae
Source: RefSeq, a predicted model, not a curated record